Molecule: messenger RNA, 1680 nt
Organism: Nematocida major
Lineage: Eukaryota; Fungi; Microsporidia
Exons: 1
Coding region: 1-1680 (559 amino acids)
Biological process (GO): Golgi organization
Cellular component (GO): Golgi apparatus
Molecular function (GO): protein binding
Source: RefSeq, a predicted model, not a curated record
AUGGGUGGAGCAACAAGUAAGUGCGUCGGGGCAUCGUUGCACGUGAUACGGGUGACAAAGAACUCUGCUGCAGACAGAUGCGGAGUAAUUCCAGUGUUCAACUACAUAGUGGGGGUGAACGGCGAGGCUGUCACCUCAGAGGCCGACAUAAUAAAAAUAACGCAGUUGUGGGAGCAGGGAUCUAUAAAGCUGAUGGUUUACGACUCGAGGUUAAAAAGCACCCACCCUGUGGACAUGCUUCGGCAGAACAACGAAAAAAUCGGCUUUAGCAUAAAGCUGCACCGAGAAGAAAUGGCGCCGGUCACGUUCCGAGUGCUGGACGUAGACUACAACUCUCCAGCAAUUGAGUCUGGCCUCCGAAAAAACGAAGACUACAUCAUAGGGCACGAAAACGGGACGUUUUCAAACGUCUACGAGUUUGAGUCCAUACUGGAGAGGCACCGAGGCGCCGCCCUGCGCCUGCUGGUGUACAACAUAGGGAGGCUGAGCAUACGAAAAGUGGAAAUCGUUCCAACCGCGCAGGGAGAGAUUGGGUGCGACCUGGGGAGCGGAAUUUUGAACGAAGUUCCGUACACAAAUGCCAAAAUAGAGAUAGUCGACGAAAUAGCGCCUCGAGGAGCUGCAGAGAACGGGCCGGACACAAAGGCCAGCGCCGCAGAAGAGCCUGCAAAAAGCUGCGCGCCCAACCUGGCGCAGUCCCUGGGCAAAAUGGAAAUCAGCGCCCCAGCGCCGGUGGGCGAGAGUUCUGCGCCUGAAACAAGUCCGCACAUAGAGGCAGAGAUAGAGGAGGAAAUGCGCGCCGAAAUAGGGGGGCAGGAGCUGGAGCACUGCUUAGAGCAGUCACUGUAUGAAGACAUGGAGGCUGCCGAGCCUGCUGAAACUGAAAGCGCUGCUUGCAGUGUUGCUGAUGCUGCCGCUAAAGACAGCGCUCUGGAUGCUGCGCCUGUGGUGGACCACAUUGCAAGAAUAUCCAACUCCCAGCACCACGACAUCAUGGCAGAGUACCAGCUGGAGGGCGCGCACGGGCCCUCGCAAAACACAGCGUAUAACUGCAAGAACGCAGGGCACGUGGCCUCUGCCAUCUUGGUGGCGCCGGAAAGCGAGGCGCAGCACGCGCACGAGUAUUUGCGCCAGCCGCAAGAGCACGAGGGCGGCGCAGAGUACGCGUAUGCAGAGGCUGACCCCUCCAUAAACCCGGCCAGGGCGUACAUAUACCAGGACAGCGGCUAUGCCCAGUUUCCAGACGAGGGCGAGUAUGCCUAUACCGGAAGUGAGUGUGGUGGGGAGCAGGCGUGCGAGUAUGUAAAUGAGGCAGACGGGCAGCUGUACACACACGACCCUGCGCUUGCGCCUGAAAGUGCGCAGCUUUAUGGCGAGCCCGAAAGACAGGAACACAUGUAUGCAGCGCCGGGCCAGUUUUUGUACGACGAGGCGGCAGGGCAGGCAAGCACGUAUGUGCCCCCCAGUCCAGGCAUGUACAACGAGCACGCGCAGCCUGGCCCGCUUGCAAACUAUCUAACGGGUGUCCAGACUCCGCAGAGCGAGCACAUGUACCAGGCAAGCCCCUCGGGGAAUCCACAUAAUAAAAAAGAUGGGCAUGGGAAACCCGCAAAGGACCCCUUCUAUCUGCAGUCUGGCGAUGAGGGCUACAACACGGAUGACAUAUCACAGAUGUUUUGA